Molecule: messenger RNA, 1060 nt
Organism: Camelina sativa (false flax)
Lineage: Eukaryota; Viridiplantae; Streptophyta; Magnoliopsida; Brassicales; Brassicaceae
Source: RefSeq, a predicted model, not a curated record
UCAUUUCUCUCAGCCCUAAAAAAAAGCUUCACGCCGUUGUUCUUCUUCUUCCUCUGCUCUCUCUGUCCCAAACUCACAAAUCUCCGUCGAUUCAUCCCUCCCAGAUUGUUGCUUCUCGUGUUUAUGAUUGAUCUUCUUAAUGAGAAGCUGAUCCACUGAAGCCGCUUGAAGAUCUGCUUGAACGUGAGGGUCUUUUGACACGAAGAUUCAGUGAAAAAAAAAUGGCUUUUUGCAAUAAGCUAAGCCGUCUCGUGAGGCAGAGUGAGAACGCUUCCAUGAUUGGGUCUAUCAGGUCUUUCUCUGCUGAGGCCACUCACCAUAGAUACCACCAGGAGACUCACAACUUUCUUGAGCCAGAAAGCUAUAUUGGUAGCUGGGAAGCUCCAAAGGAUCCGAAAGACGCAGAGAGGAAGCUUGCACAACUUAGGAGAGAUUAUGCAAAGAAAGUUACAGUGUAUCGUAAAGAGUACAUUCAUGAGAUUGAGAUGCUUCGUGUUGAGAAGCAGGCUAAGGAUGAGGCUAGGUUGUUGGCUGAACGAGCUGCGAAUGAGGAGAGGAGACGGUUGAAGGCUGAGGCUGCUAAGGUUAGGGCUGAGGAACGUAAGAUUGCUGAUGAAGAGUUCAGGCAAACCCUGAUGAAAGAAAGAGCGGAGAAGCUAGAGAUCUGGAAGAUGAUGGGUAUAAAAAGGGAAGAGAAGAUCAAAGAGAGAAAGAAGCUACUACAUGAGCAGAGUUCAUUGUGGAUCGAGCCAAAGGAACUGGAGAGGAAGAUUACAGAAGCCUUGGUUGACACCAUUGUUCUUUAAACCAAAAGCUUCUCUUCUUUUGAAUCUUUGUUUUAAGGGAAGAUCACUUUAGUCCCUUUUGUUGAAAGACAACUCUUUUCCUUCUUCUUCUUCAGAUAGACAAAGAAAGGCAAAGGCUGUGUUUAGCCGUUUUGCAUUACGCACAUAAUUCGGAUAAAAACUUGAAAUACGUCUUCUGAACCGAUCUCUUGUUUGUGGUUUUGAUGUCGUCAUGUAUGGUGGUUAAUAAGAACAUCUGUCCAUUAAUUUGAAUC